This is a messenger RNA of Sus scrofa (pig), 3351 nucleotides long. Its product is annotated as acyl-coenzyme A amino acid N-acyltransferase 1-like. Gene Ontology annotation, biological process: acyl-CoA metabolic process; fatty acid metabolic process. Lineage: Eukaryota; Metazoa; Chordata; Mammalia; Artiodactyla; Suidae. Gene Ontology annotation, cellular component: peroxisome. The record is from RefSeq and is a predicted model, not a curated record. Gene Ontology annotation, molecular function: fatty acyl-CoA hydrolase activity.
UCAUACAUGAAAUGAGAAUAAUGAGCACUCUCUGCCCACCUUAUUUCCCCUCCUCUAAAUAUCUUGUGUAUUUUGCACUAGUUCCCAGAAGUCUACCUUGGCCAGACCUAAUUUAAGCCUCGCCUGGGUCUCUUCCUUGGAAUCUGUCUCCAACACAGAGUCUCCUCUCCACUGCAGGGCAGGAAAUUCUGCUUGGUCUCUUUGCAGGUUGCCAAUGUUCCAGCUGACAGCCACCCCAGCAAGUGCCCUUGCAGAUGAGCCAGUGCACAUCCGAGUGAUGGGCCUGGCCCCACUGCAGGUGGUGACCCUCAUGGCAUCGCUGAAGGAUGAGAAGGGGAAUCUGUUCCAGUCCAGAGCCUUCUACAGGGCUAAUGAGGCUGGUGAGCUGGACCUGGAGCAGGAUCCUGCCUUGGGAGGUGACUUUGUGGGGGUCCAUCCGAUGGGCCUCUUCUGGUCUCUGAAGCCUGAGAAGCCUUUUGGGAGGCUGCUUAAGCUGGAGGUGAUGAACAGCCCCUUUUCAAUCACCCUGGAUCUAUAUGACUCAGUUUAUUUGCAAAAGUCGGGUGUGUCAGCCCAGGCCAGCCUGGAGGUGCAACGCUGGUUCUCCAGCCCUGGGGUGCAGCGGCUGAUGAUCCGAGAAGGGCGGGUGCGAGGAGCCCUUUUCCUGCCUCCAGGGGAAGGCCCUUUCCCAGGAAUCAUCGACUUGUUUGGGGGUAUCGGGGGUCUACUUGAAUAUCGAGCUGGUCUUUUGGCUGCUCAUGGCUUUGCAGUGCUGGCCUUAGCAUAUUUUGCCUAUGACGACCUGCCCAACCAGCUGCAGGAGGUGGACCUGGACUAUUUUGAGGAAGCUGCCAACUUGCUACUGGCUCAUCCCAAGAUCCAAAAGCCAGGAAUUGGAGUGAUCUCUGUGAGCAAAGGUGCAGAGAUUGGGCUGGCCAUGGCCUGCUACCUGAAGCAGGUGGUAGCCACUGUCUGCAUCAAUGGGAGCAAUGCCGCCUUUGAAUUUCCACUCAGGUACCGGGAUCUGGUUUUAACACCCAUUCCCUCAUUUCCGGAACGCAUGGAAGUCAAUGCCUCGGGGGCUGUGCGCCUUCGCCAUUACAAGGGGGAUCCCCGAGAUGAAUCGAAUCAACAGAGUGUCUUUCCUGUUGAAAAAUCCAAGGGCCCGAUCCUCUUCAUUAUAGGGGGGGAUGAUGAAUGCUUCAAUAGCAGAGACUAUGCUGAGCAGGCCCUGAACCAGCUCCAAAGUCAUGGGAGAAGCGAUGGAAGGAUGCUGCUCUACCCUGGGGCAGGCCACCUCAUAGAGCCGCCCUAUUGGCCCAUGUGUUAUGGGUCCUGGACCCGUGGUCUUUUCCGUCCCCUGCUCUGGGGAGGGGACCCUGUUCUCCAUGAGGCAGCCCAAGAGCAAGCCUGGAGAGAGAUCCUGAAAUUCUUCAGGCAAAACCUUGUUGGAAGCAGAAGCAAAUUUUGAAUAAGGGGGAUGAAAUGGUGAGGAGACAAAAAAAAAGUGGGUAAGAUAUGGAUGUCAAUGGAAGAGGAGGCCAUCCUGAUAUUUCCAGACUUACAGUCGUCUUGAGCCAACUGAAAGAGAUUGGGCCAAAUCAAACUACCAAGUGCAUCUGAAAUAUACCUGACCAAAUUUUAUGUGAACUUUUGUAAAUUGAAUCUCGUUUAUAUACACCAGGAUACAUUGUUAUAUCAAAAUUGUGAUAUCCUUACCAAUUUAAUAACCUUUUAUAUCUCAGUUAGGGCAACCUCGGAUACAGAUAUUGCCAAUCCAGAUGAAUUUCCUUGAACUUGCACAAGUUACUUGUGAAAUCAUUUCUGUUUAAGCUAUUUUGAGUUGAAUUUGACAUUUGAUAUGAAAAGUUCUAAUACUACUAUCAAGUGUAAUCCUUGCUAUAGAUUCUAGGGGACACUUUAAUUUUUUAGUGAUGCUUUUUAUUCGUAAAACUUAUUUUUUUUUAUGAUUUUAAUCAGGAGUGAAAGUAAGUGCCUUUGUAGCACUUGUUGAAAUUAAAUGCAUUAAGUUUAAAACAGAACAGUGCCUGGCACAUAGAAAUUUCUAUACCAGAGUUAGUUAUCAGUAUUUUCAUAAUGUUUUUCUCCUCCAAUAUCUGAAUGUAGUGAAUUACAUUCAUUAAUGGACUAAUUUUGCUCAUUCAUCUAAUUCUAUUAGAUCAAUUUCUCAUAUUGACUAAUUCUGGUUUUAAAAUUUCUUUUGGAGCCAACCUAGUCAUUUAUAUUUGCUCAAAGUUUCACCACUAUUUUCUGGCCUGUAUUUUUCUCUUAGAAUUUUUCACAUAUUCCCUGUUAUUUGUUUGCAUAUUCUUUUUUUCCUUUUAGUCUGACUUGCCAAAUAUUUGUCUGUUUUAUUGAUCUUUUCCUAGAACAGCGUUUGUGUUGUUUAUUGGUCAAAUCUAAUUUUUCCUGAUUCAUCAAUUUCUGUUUCUCUUAAAUAAACUCAUUCUUCUGCUGUUAUUUUGUUUUUCUAGCUCCUAGAGAUGCAGUGUUCUCAUUUUGUUAAUGUCUAACUAGACAUUUACUUUUUAUUUUUUACCCUCUUAAACCCAAGAGUAAUUUUACCAAAGUACAAAAUCUCAUCCUCUAGAUAAUAUGCUAGUGAUAAGGUACCUCACUUUGCAAUGGAGGGGUCAGAUUUUCACUAUCUGAACCUACUGAUCAAACUUAGCACCUCUAAAAAUCAUCUACUUGACAUAAUAGCUUUCAUGACCAGAUGUAAUAUGGAGUGCCCAGCACUACUUAGACCUAUGUCUAACAACACUGUUAAACUUGAUAACAAUCAAGCCAUUAAAUCAAAAUUCUUACUAAUGUUAUGGCUAGUGAACAGUUAAAUGCUUCUACAAGGAGACAGUCAAACAUAGAUUGUCAGUCAUUUUAUGAGCUGGUCUCUUCACAAGUUGAUUACAAUAUGGCCUUGUAUCUUUUCUCAAGUUAAUUGCAGGAAAAAAAUUGGAAUUUUUCACUUUGGGGGAUUUUAUUUUUUCUUUUUGAAUUGGAGAGAGCUGGAGGGCUCUUCAAAAUAGAAAGGAACUUAAGAGGUAUAUCAACCAAAUGCUAUGUAUGGGUGUUGUUUGAACAAGGUAAAAAGGGAUAAUUAAAGGGAUAAUUAAAGAAAUUAAGGGAUACUAAGAAAUUAUCGUGUUAUGUGUCAAAAGGACAUUGAGGUUAUAUAAAAAAGUAAUUUUUUAGAGAUGUAUACUGGAAUAUUUAGAGGUGAAGGUUUAAAAUAUCUGGGAAACGUCUUAAAAUACUACAGGAAUAUGGCAAAUCUGAAAACUUAUUACAUCCAGAUGAUGGGUAUAAUAAAGUUUGUUUUCUGUUUUUAUG